Rodentolepis nana is the source of this 255-nucleotide messenger RNA. The record is from the annotation of a GenBank genome assembly. Lineage: Eukaryota; Metazoa; Platyhelminthes; Cestoda; Cyclophyllidea; Hymenolepididae.
AUGAGCACUCGAGUUGCCAUUUCGUGGAGUUGCGAAGGGCUGCUGAAAUUGGAACUAAGAUUUGAAUUAGAUGCCUUUGUGGCUAAUUCCACUGAAUUUGAGGAGGCUGCGUUUGUCUUUUUUCUAGGUACAGGACCGUUACUAGAACUAGCUCCACUACUCGAUCUCCGCUUGCGUUUACGUGAACCUGAAGGCAGAGAAUUAGAAGGCGGACUUGCUACAGAUUGCUCUUUGUGGCUUUCGGAAGGAGAAUAG